AUGACAGUGCAAACAAAGACCGAGGACUGUCCUGUUUGUCAAUCGUCAGACGACGCAGGUCCCGGAUCUGAUCUCGUCUAUGGCUGGAUUGGCUGCGAGUUGUGCCAACGAUGGUUCCAUCCAUCCUGUGUCAAUCUGUCUCCUCAUGAGAUCGAAACGAUAAGCGAGUACCACUGUCCAGACUGUGCCCCUAAACACGGCCCGUCGGUGCUCAAACGGAAAUCAAGCCGGUCGCGCAAGAAAAUUGACUACAUUGCACUGAACGAGGGUCAGCAGCUUCGCGAAAUUGACAAACAUCCGCACAUUGACAACUUCAAAAUGUUCGAAAACGAUAGACCCCUGGAAAAUCUGAUAUACGUUGUUCGUCCAGAGGUGGAUGGCAACGAAAGCGGAUUAGUCACGGAUAGCAAACUCACGCAGAUAAUUUUUGAGACGCAAUUGAAGCGGCCCAUUCUUGUUCCAGCAUGCAACCCAGCUCUCCCAAACUACAAGAACUGCUACGAUCUCACCUUCAAUUUUCCUAAAAUGACAGUCGACCAAAUCGCGGAGGAGGUGGGACUGGACAAGGAGUUGCCGGUGAUGGAUGUGCUUACGCAAAACAACUCGCCCAAUUGGACGCUGGGAAAGUGGAGAGAUUACUUCAAACUUAAAGCUCAAGAUAGAGAUCGGAUACGCAACGUGAUCAGCUUGGAGGUGUCGCAAACCAAAUUGAACGACAAAAUAGAAUUGCCCAAAUCAGUGCUGGACAUCGACGUUGUGAACAAGAUCUUUUUGGCUUGCAAGUCAGAGCUGGAAGCGCACGGGAUCGAGAAACCCAAAGUCAGUAAAUAUAUCCUCAUGUCUGUCAAAGACUCGUUUACCGACUUCCAUGUGGAUUUUGGGGGGACUUCUGUGUACUACACUAUAUUGCAGGGCCACAAACAGUUUCUAAUGUUCCCACCUACGAAGAGGAACCUUGCAGCAUACGAGAAAUGGUGCUUGUCGGAUGACCAAAAUUCAUUUUGGUUUGGUGAUCUCGUCCCCCCAACAAAACCAGGUAAAGAGCCUAUCGAUCCGGCCUACAUGAACAACGGGGUGAAAAUUGAUAUCGACGCGGGCGACCUGCUUAUUCUCCCCUCUGGCUGGAUCCAUUCAGUCUAUACGCCGUGCGACUCCGUCAUUGUGGGUGGUAAUUUCCUCAACAUGCUGAGCCUGAAAAAUCAUUUGGAGGUUUACAAAAUUGAGAUCGACACCAAGGUGCCUGAAAAAUUCAAAUUUCCCAACUUCAUCAAAGUCAUCUGGCUUAUUGGCUGGUUCGUGAUGAAAAACAACAACUUGACAGAGUUUGAGCUGGAGUGUCUCUCAAGCCUUAUUCCAUUUUACAAGAGUCAGCUCCAAGAUAUCGAGAACAUCGACACAGCAGACAAAUACCAUAAGCGUAUUAUCAACAGGAUAAAGAACUCCCUACCAACAAGCGUGAUCGGCAAACCUGCAGAUUUCGUAGCUGAAUUUGAGCGCUGGUACUUUUUACAAACAAAAAAACGCAAGUACGACGAUAUGUAA
Molecule: messenger RNA, 1542 nt
Organism: Ogataea parapolymorpha DL-1
Lineage: Eukaryota; Fungi; Ascomycota; Pichiomycetes; Pichiales; Pichiaceae
Product: JmjC domain family histone demethylase specific for H3-K36
Exons: 1
Coding region: 1-1542 (513 amino acids)
Biological process (GO): protein demethylation; regulation of transcription by RNA polymerase II
Molecular function (GO): transcription coregulator activity; histone demethylase activity
Source: RefSeq, a predicted model, not a curated record